AUGUCUUCUUCCAACAUUGCUUUCUUCUUCAUUCUCACAUUACUCUCCACCCUCGCUUCCGGUCAAGCACCCACCACCACUCCCGCCGCCGCUGCACCAAAAUCCUCCCCCGUCCCAGCCGCUUCACCAAAAUCCACCGGCGCCGGAAAAUCUACUCCUCCUCCAACCUCAUCCGCCACUCCUCCUCCCACCUCCACCGCCACUCCUCCUCCCACCACCACCGCCACUCCCCCUCCCACUGAAUCCCAAUCCCAAUCUCCAACCUCCUCCGCAACUUCCCCUCAGGCUUCAUCUCCAUCUGCCACCACACCAGCCUCCGACUCUCCAGCUGCUAGUUCUCCCACCGAAUCCCCUCCCGCUCCCGUCUCUCCCACCACCUCUCCAUCCAUGUCUCCCGCAGCUUCCGGACCGGCUGAUGCCACCGUCGCCGAUGGACCAGCUGAGGCUCCUGGAAAUUCUGCCCCCGCCUUCAGAGUCUCCAUUGGAGGAUCAGUCGCUGCUUUUGUCGCCGUUGCUUUGCUGAUGUAG
Messenger RNA from Vicia faba (fava bean), 528 nucleotides. The record is from the annotation of a GenBank genome assembly. NCBI's taxonomy places the organism in Eukaryota, Viridiplantae, Streptophyta, Magnoliopsida, Fabales, Fabaceae.